GCCAUAAAAGCCAUAAAAGGCUUAAGUAUGGACUGGUGAUGCUGGGAGCCCGCACGCACACGCGGCCGCUGCUCCGGGGAGGAGAGCAGAUGGGGAAACACCCUCCUCCGUCACCGUCCUACAUCUUCCAGAGGGGGAAGAUCAGCGCCGCUGGAUUUAUGGUGAUUUUCCCUUUUUCCCCCUCCCACGCAGCGUUCCCAGCCCCGGCUGCUCCCGGCGCCGCUCGCGUCCCUGGAGGCGACUGGAAAGGGAUGCUCGGAGGGCACCGGGGCUUUUUGGGGUGAAGUUGCGGCGGGUUCCUGGCCAUGCUCCGCCUGGACUCGGUUUCCCCGGAGCUGUGAGUACAUCUGCUCUUCUCCAGCGACCCCGGCAGGAGGGAGGGAGGGAGGAUCGGGCUCUGCCUGAGCUUCUGAGGCAGGUCUGGAUCUGCAGGGUUAGUGGAGAUGGAAUGAAAGCAUAACCACCCCCCUCACCAUGGAGCUGGCCAGCACCAAGGACUUCCAGUGGAAAUCCCUGGCCCCGCUCCCGAGCCGCAGGGUGUACUCCACGCUGCUGGAGGCCGGGGGCCAGGUCUUCGCCAUCGGGGGCUGCGACGACAACGGUGUCCCCGUGGACUCCUUCGAGGUCUAUUCCCCCGAGGCCGACCAGUGGACGUCCCUGCCCCCCAUGCCCACGGCCCGAGCAGGGGUGGCCGUGGCCACCCUGGGCAAGAGGAUCAUGGUGGUGGGAGGGGUGGGGGCCAACCAGCUGCCCCUGAAGGUGGUGGAGAUGUACAACAUCGACGAGGGCAGGUGGAAGAAGAGGAGCUCGCUGAGGGAGGCGGCCAUGGGCAUCUCGGUGACGGCCAAAGACUACAGGGUGUAUGCAGCUGGUGGGAUGGGAGCUGACCUGCGGCCACACAACUUCCUGCAGCACUAUGACAUGCUCAAGGACAUCUGGGUGUCCCUGGCAGCCAUGCCCACGCCCCGCUACGCUGCCACCUCCUUCCUCAGGGGCACCAAGAUCUACGUGCUGGGUGGAAGGCAGUCCAAGUACGCCGUCAACGCCUUCGAGGUCUUCGACACAGACACCAGGUCGUGGACCAAGUUCCCCAACAUCCCCAACAAAAGGGCCUUCUCCAGCUUCGUGCCCACGGAGGACAAGCUGUUCAGCCUCGGGGGGCUGCGGCAGGGACGGCUCUACAGGCAGCCCAAAUUCAUGAGGACCGUGGACGUGUUUGACGUGGAGCAAGGUGGCUGGAUGAAGAUGGAGCGCUCCUGCUACCUGAAGAAGAGGCGAGCAGACUUCGUGGCUGGGUACCUGAAAGGCAGAGUUGUCGUGGCUGGGGGACUGGGAAACCAGCCAACUGUUCUGGAGUCUGCAGAGGCUUUCCACCCCGAGAAGAACAAGUGGGAGAGCCUCCCCCCCAUGCCCACCCCGCGCUGUGCCUGCUCCAGCAUCGUGGUGCGGGACUGCCUGCUGGCCGUGGGGGGGGUGAGCCAGGGCCUGAGCACGGCCGUGGAGGCCCUGUGCCUCUCGGAUUCCUAG
Empidonax traillii (willow flycatcher) is the source of this 1527-nucleotide messenger RNA. RefSeq names its product kelch domain containing 8A (gene KLHDC8A). The transcript is spliced from 7 exons. The record is from RefSeq and is a predicted model, not a curated record. Lineage: Eukaryota; Metazoa; Chordata; Aves; Passeriformes; Tyrannidae. Gene Ontology annotation, molecular function: protein binding. Bases 475 to 1527 code for a protein of 350 amino acids.